UUUCUCGUAGACAUAAAAGGCUCUGCAAUUAAAUUUAAAUCUUUCAAUUAACAAUUUGGUGCUAGAGAAGUAGAAUGAGUAUGAUAGCUGUUGUUUUUCCCCAUUUUGUAUGCCAAUUAAUGGAUUUCAGUAGAGAUGGAUCAAGUCAGGGUCAAACUUAUUCGUAGGAACAUAAACAAUAAGUCAAAUGUAAAAGAGCAGAACGCUGGUUUUGUUUCCAACCAUUAGGCAAAGAUGUCAGACAAAAGCGACCUUAAGGCUGAACUGGAGCGUAAGAAACAACGCUUAGCUCAAAUAAGGGAAGAAAAGAAGAGAAAGGAAGAGGAAAAGAAAAAGAAAGACUCUGAUACACAACAGCAGCAAGAGGCUGUCUCUGAGGAUUCUGACUUGGAUCGCAAACGCAGAGAGACAGAGGCACUUCUGCAGAGCAUUGGCAUUUCCCCUGAACCUCCCUUAGUGCAGCCCCUGCAGCCCCUCACCUGGGAUACCUGUUAUUUUCAUUAUUUAGUCCCAACCCCUCUGUCUCCCUCUUCGCUAUCAGUCAGCACCUGUAGUGAGGCGGGCAGCCUGGAGUCUGUGGAUGGAGGGACAGGGGGCCGAUAUCGGGCUCUGCAGUGGGACUCUGAUCCAUCUACACUGCAGCUUCUAGCAGACUCAGACAUGGGGCGCAGGAUGUGUAGACUUGGGCCAUCAAAGAUUAUCCAGGUCGACUUCCUCCCCAAAGAGGUGGUGAGCUACACUAAAGAGACCCAAACACCCAUAGCCCCCAAUCCCAAAGACGAGGAAGAAGAAGAAAAAGAGGAGGUGGUUCCAGAACCUCGAAUGAGCCAACCAGAGGAGAAGGAGGAGUCAGUGGAGAAGAAGGAAGAUGCACCAAGAGAGCUGACAGAAGAGGAGACCCAACAAAUGCUUCACUCUGAGGACUUCCGGGUAUUCUUUGAUUGGUCCGUUCGUGUGGUGGAAAGGGCACUGGCUGAGGAGGCAGACAUCCUGUUUGAUUAUAGCGGCAGAGACCUACAAGACAAGGAUGGAGAUAUGCAGGGUGGGUUGAAUCUGUCUUUCAAUCGACAAUUCUACGAUGAACACUGGUCAAAACAUAGAGUGGUCACCUGCCUCGACUGGUCUCCACAGCACCCUGAACUGCUGGUAGCCUCCUACAACAGCAAUGAGGAUGCUCCCCAGGAGCCUGAUGGCGUGGCGCUGGUUUGGAACAUGAAGUUCAAAAAGAUGACUCCAGAAUUCAUAUUCCACUGUCAGUCUUCAGUGAUGUCGGUGGGUUUUGCCCAGUUCCAUCCCAACCUGAUAGUGGGAGGGACAUACUCAGGUCAGAUUGUGUUGUGGGACAACCGCAGCCAUAGACGCACUCCUGUCCAGAGGAGCCCAUUGUCCUCAGCAGCUCACACACACCCUGUGUACUGUGUCAACGUGGUCGGAACUCAGAACGCCAACAACCUGAUCACCGUGUCAACGGACGGAAAGAUGUGUUCCUGGAGUCUGGACAUGCUCUCUCAACCUCAGGAGAGUAUAGAGCUGAUGUACAACAAGUCUAGGUCUGUGGCCGUCACAGGGAUGGCCUUUCCAACUGGAGACGUGAACAAUUUUGUGCUGGGAAGUGAGGAGGGGCUGGUCUAUUCCGCGUCCCGUCACGGCAGUAAAGCAGGCAUAGCAGAGAUGUUCGAGGGGCAUCAGGGUCCAGUUACAGGCAUCAGCUGCCACAAUGCUGUGGGCGGAGUUGACUUCUCACACCUCUUCAUCACUUCCUCGUUUGAUUGGACGGUAAAACUGUGGAGCACAAAGCACAACAAGCCACUGUACUCGUUUGAGGAUAACGCAGAUUACGUGUAUGAUGUAAUGUGGUCUCCGGUCCAUCCAGCAGUGUUUGCUUCUGUAGAUGGGAGGGGUCGCCUCGACCUGUGGAACCUCAACAACGACACAGAGGUUCCGUGCGCCAGUGUGACAAUGGAGGGGCCGUGCGCUUUAAACCAGGUCAGGUGGUCUUCAGGAGGCAAAGAGGUUGCCGUGGGCGACUCUGAGGGCGGCGUUGGGAUUUACGAUGUUGGAGAGCUGGCGGUGCCCCAUGCUGAUGAUUGGAGCCGCUUCGCCCGCACCCUGGAGGAGCUACGUUCCCAUGGUGAUGGCGAGGGGGGCACGGAGCUGGCCGGCUGAUACCUCCUUAACCCUUUACCAGUCGGGGCAUCAGGCACCAUCCAGACAGACACUCACAUUGCCCAAUCAUAUCAUGGCAAGGCACUGAUUUUGUCAGCCAAGAAGGAUGUGUUCAGUAUUCUAACAAUGCCUGGUCUGAAGUGAAUUCUCACUUUGGUGGGUUAAUGAAUCACUGUGAUCCAAUUUCAUGCUCAGGCUUAAAAGAAAAAACAGUUGAAGAGCAAGAAUGCUAUUAUAUUUUAUUUGUGCUUAACUUUUGAAAAAUUAUAAUAUUAAUUAUUAAUCUCAACAUGAUAGAUUGCAAUGAGCUAUAAUCUGUAUGACCUAUUCUGUAAAAAGAAAGUGUUUAAUUAAAAUGUCAAUUAGAAAAUGGAGGUCUAUUGACUAAUUCCUUUAAGAAAUUAAUUAAAAAAAAACAUACUAUUUUGAAGAAUAUUAUCAAUCAUGGUCAUGUAAAAUAUCAUAUUUAAUUGAAAAUAUUUUCUGAACUAUUGCGUCUUCGCAAUUGCUUUGUAAGUCUUUUUUUAUGGUUUAUUUUGC
Hypomesus transpacificus is the source of this 2706-nucleotide messenger RNA. RefSeq names its product dynein, cytoplasmic 1, intermediate chain 1 (gene dync1i1). Gene Ontology annotation, biological process: transport along microtubule. Lineage: Eukaryota; Metazoa; Chordata; Actinopteri; Osmeriformes; Osmeridae. The transcript is spliced from 17 exons. Gene Ontology annotation, molecular function: dynein heavy chain binding; dynein light chain binding. The record is from RefSeq and is a predicted model, not a curated record. Gene Ontology annotation, cellular component: cytoplasmic dynein complex. The coding region runs from base 235 to 2166 and encodes 643 amino acids.